AUGGCGAUGCCCAACUUGCCGCCGUUAAUCAUGGGAGGCGCUGGCUGGAGCUACCAGCUCACUCACGACCCAGACGCAGACUCGGUACUGGACAUCGUCGAAGCAGCGUUCUCUCAGGGUGUGAGGGCUAUCGACACAUCCCCGUACUAUGAGCCAUCGGAGGAGCUGCUCGGGAAGGCUCUGUCUCAUCCUAACAUUUUAUCUCAGUACCGUCGCAAAGACUUCUUCAUCAUGACAAAAUGUGGACGUAUUGCGGCAGACCACUUCGACUACUCGCCAGACUGGAUCAAAAAGAGUUUGACUCGGUCGCUUGAUCGCUUUGGCACGAUGUAUCUUGACGUGGUUUUCUGUCACGAUGUCGAGUUCGUGACUGUCGAGGAAGCAGUUGCGGCAGUAGCGACAUUGUUUGAGCUCGUCGAUCAAGGACGGAUCAAAUUUGCUGGUAUCUCAGGCUACGACUUGGAGGCCAUGAUUCGAGUCGCGGACGCGGUACGUGAGCGGCUCGGGAGGCCGGUGGAUGUGGUUCAGAAUUGGGCACAAUUGUCGCUCCAGAAUACAAGGCUCGAAAGCUAUGGGUUUGCAGCACUUCGAAAAGCUGGAGUCAGAGCGGUGUGCAAUGCCAGUCCAUUGGCGUGUGGUCUACUUCGCUCGGGCGGCGUUCCCGUAGGAAAGCUUGGUGAUUGGCAUCCCGCGCCCUCCGGACUACGUGCUGCUGCAAGGCAGGCCUCCCAGUGGGUCGCUGAGCAAGGCGACUCUUUGGCUUCAGUCUCGUUAAGGUUCGCGAUAAGUCAAGCGGCUCAGAGUACAUACGACACGUUCCAGGUGUCAACAAUCACGGGCAUUAGCACGAAGAGUGACUUACAGGAGAACAUUGCUGCGGCGGCUCAGGUGCUGGGACUGCCUGUCGACAUUGAGGACAGAAUUUCACAUUCAUCGUUGAGCGGCAGAACGGCCCUGAACAUGGCCAGAGUCGAGGCGGAUCGGGUACUUUGUGAUGGUGUACGCUCAAUAUUGGAAGACUACAUUGAUUAUGCUCUGUCGAAGCCGCCAUCUGCCAAGGGCUCCGACCUCAGGGCCCCUAUCGACUCAAUUACGGAAGAUUCAAAUGAUGUACCCAGUCGGCUAUACCACUCUGGCUCAGGAAAUACGCCGGCUCAGGGAACACGCUAG
Cyphellophora attinorum is the source of this 1170-nucleotide messenger RNA. RefSeq names its product D-arabinose 1-dehydrogenase. The transcript has a single exon. Gene Ontology annotation, cellular component: cytosol. Gene Ontology annotation, biological process: dehydro-D-arabinono-1,4-lactone biosynthetic process. Gene Ontology annotation, molecular function: D-arabinose 1-dehydrogenase [NAD(P)+] activity. Bases 1 to 1170 code for a protein of 389 amino acids. The record is from RefSeq and is a predicted model, not a curated record. NCBI's taxonomy places the organism in Eukaryota, Fungi, Ascomycota, Eurotiomycetes, Chaetothyriales, Cyphellophoraceae.